AUGUUUAGGAGACUGUAUUCGACUGUUACAUCAUCAGCCCAGGUGUUGCUGACAUUCAAAAAUCCAGAAUUGCUCAAAACGAAAGCUUUUAUUAAUGGAUCUUGGGUUUCCAGUACAUCCGGGGAAAAGUUUGAUGUGAACAAUCCUGCAUUACCAUUAUCUGAAGGAAAAAUAGCUACAGUAGAGUCUAUGUCGGAUCUGGAUUACAAUCAAGCAAUAGACCAAGCAAGAAUUUCAUUUGACAAAUUUAAGAAAACUUCAGGAAGAUCCCGUGCUGAAUUACUUGAAGAAUUAUAUAACUUGAUGAUGAAAAACCAAGAGGAUUUAGCCAAGCUUGUGGUAUUAGAAAAUGGUAAACCAUACGCUGACGCAUUAGGAGAAGUGAAAUAUGCUGCCUCUUUCUUUAAAUGGUUCUCCGAGGAAGCUCCCCGGAUUUAUGGUGAUAUAAUCCCUUCAUCGAAUUCUAAAAAUAGAAUCUUGGCGAUGAAGCAACCAAUUGGAGUGUGUGGAAUCUUAACUCCUUGGAAUUUCCCAUUAGCUAUGAUAACUAGAAAAUUAGGAGCUGCAAUUGCUACCGGUUGCACAUCUAUAAUCAAGCCAGCGUCUGAAACUCCAUUAUCAGCAUUGGCAUUGGGUUAUUUGUGUGAACAGGCAAACAUCCCAGCUGGUGUAGUUAACAUAUUGCCAUCUUCUGACGCAGCAGGGGUUGGGAAAUUAAUCACCACACACCCAGGAAUAAACAAAGUAUCAUUCACAGGAUCCACUGCAGUGGGGAAAAUCCUUAUGAAACAGGCCGCCGGAACAUUGAAGAAACUUUCUUUUGAAUUAGGUGGGAAUGCACCUUUUAUAGUCUUUGAAGAUGCUAAUAUCGACGAUGCUGUAGUAGGGGCAAUCACCUCUAAAUUCAGAUCAAGUGGUCAAACAUGUGUUUGCGCCAAUAGGAUCUUUGUCCAUGAAGACGUAUAUGAAGAGUUUUCAACCAAGCUAGUCGCGAAAUUGAAUGAAACUGUUGAAUUAGGAAAUGGACUAGUUGAUGGUGUGACUCAUGGCCCCUUGAUUCAUGAUAAGUCGAUGAAGAAGGUCAGGGAACAUAUUGAAGAUGCAACUUUGAAAGGAGCAAAUAUUUUAUUUGGUGGAUCCAAGCGCCCAGAAUUGGGUCAACACUUUCAUGAUUUGACCGUGCUCGGUAAUGUGAGUACAGAUAUGUUAAUAACUCAAGAAGAAACAUUCGGCCCUGUGGCUCCAUUAAUUAAGUUCAGUCUGGAAGAAGAAGUCAUCCAAUUGGCUAAUCAUACCAAUGUUGGUCUUGCGGGAUAUUUCUUUUCUAAUGACAUUAGAAGAGUAUUUAGAGUUGCAGAAGCUUUGAAUGUGGGUAUGAUAGGUGCUAAUACUGGUGGUAUUUCUGAAGCCGCAUUACCGUUUGGUGGAGUUGCUGAAUCUGGGUUCGGCAGAGAAGGUUCUAAGUACGGAUUGGAUGAUUAUUUGGUAACAAAGAGUGUGGUGAUCGGGGAUGUUUAA
Molecule: messenger RNA, 1518 nt
Organism: Hemisphaericaspora subhashii
Lineage: Eukaryota; Fungi; Ascomycota; Pichiomycetes; Serinales; Debaryomycetaceae
Product: NAD-dependent succinate-semialdehyde dehydrogenase
Exons: 1
Coding region: 1-1518 (505 amino acids)
Biological process (GO): GABA catabolic process
Molecular function (GO): succinate-semialdehyde dehydrogenase (NAD+) activity
Source: RefSeq, a predicted model, not a curated record